AUGUCUGGAAUUGGCAAUAAAUGGAUGGCUGGAAAGCCGGUUGAAAAUUCAGUCACCACUGUGGAGACCAUGAAACUUGGUGGUGUUCCUUAAACGGAGGAGCUGGACAUCCGGACCCUGCAGACCAAGAAUCGGAAACUGGCGGAGAUGCUCCACCAGCACCAGGCCACCGAAGAUGAGCUGCAGGAGCACAUUGAGAAGCUGGAGUGUCGGCAGGCCACCGGCGAUGCCUCUCUGCUGAUCAUCAACUGCUACUGGAAUCAGGUGGAUGAAAAGAUCCGCAUCAUCCUUAAAUGCUUCGACCUGGACCAGGGUCUUGGAGACCUUUUGUCUGAAAGAAAAGCACUGGUGGUGCCAGAACCUGAACCAGACUCUGACAGUAAUCAGGAGCGCAAAGAUGAGAGGGAACGAGGGGAAGGACUGGAGCCAGCAUUCUCCUUCCUGGCCACUCUAGCCAGCAGUGCCAGCGAGGAGAUAGAAUCUCAGCUGCAGGAGCGUGUGGAGUCCUCCCGCUGUGCUGUUGCCCAGAUUGUGACAAUGUAUGACAAGCUGCAGGGGUAGGUGGAUGUGCUAUCCCACAAGCUGAACAGUGGAGAUAUUUCACUGAUGGAAGAAGCAGUAGUGGAGCUGAAUACCUACCUGUCACACGAGAAUAGACGGCUGCAGGAACUGGCUGAUGUACUUCAGGAGAAGCACAGAGUCAUGUCUCAGGAGUUCUCCAAGCUGCAAGAGAGGGUGGAGACAGCAGAAUCCCGGGUGUCUGUCCUGGAGACCAUGAUUGAUGACCUGCAGUGGGAAAUUGACAAGAUCUGCAAGAGAGAGCAGAGGCUCAGCCGCCACCUGGCCGAAUUCCUGGAGCGAGUAAAUUCCAAAGGCUACAGUUAUGGAGCUGGGAGCAUCCUCUGUGGGGGAACAAUCACCCCCAAUGCCUGCAUGAUGAGGUUAUCCCAACAGUUUGAGGAGAUGAAUGCAGAGCUGGAAGAGAAUAAAGAGCUUGCUGGGAAUCGCCUUCAUGAAUUGGAGGAACUACGUCAGGAUCUUGAGGAAGUAACAACACAGAAUGAAAAGCUCAAGGUGAGACAUAUGUAG
Serinus canaria (Common canary) is the source of this 1089-nucleotide messenger RNA. Its product is annotated as E3 ubiquitin-protein ligase BRE1A-like. The record is from RefSeq and is a predicted model, not a curated record. Gene Ontology annotation, cellular component: HULC complex; nucleus. Gene Ontology annotation, molecular function: ubiquitin protein ligase activity. Lineage: Eukaryota; Metazoa; Chordata; Aves; Passeriformes; Fringillidae.